Messenger RNA from Anolis sagrei ordinatus, 1529 nucleotides. RefSeq names its product ELL associated factor 2 (gene EAF2). NCBI's taxonomy places the organism in Eukaryota, Metazoa, Chordata, Lepidosauria, Squamata, Anolidae. Gene Ontology annotation, biological process: transcription elongation by RNA polymerase II; regulation of DNA-templated transcription. The record is from RefSeq and is a predicted model, not a curated record. Gene Ontology annotation, cellular component: super elongation complex. Gene Ontology annotation, molecular function: transcription elongation factor activity.
GAGCUGUGUGGCUUGGCUGAGGCGGGGCGGGCAGUUGUGGCAGCGCUAGGCAGCGCAUCUCUUCGAGAGUGACCAGAGCGCAGGACUGCGUGUGGCGGGGGGAUGAACGGGGCGGCCCCGCCGCUCUUUGACUGUAAGGAGCGCGUCCUGCGGCUGGGCCAGAGCUUCGAGAGGCAGCCGCGCUGUGCCUUCCACACCGUCCGCUAUGACUUCAAGCCUGCAUCCAUUGAUACAUCUUCUGAAGGAGACCUUGAAGUUGGUAAAGGUGAACAGGUGACAAUAACUUUACCCAAUAUUGAGGGUUCUACUCCACCUGUAACCGUUUUCAAGGGUUCCAAGAAGCCAUAUCAAAAGGAAUGCAUCUUGAUAAUUAACCAUAAUACCGGAGAAUGUAGAUUAGAAAAGCUUAGUAGCAAUAUCACUGUGAAGAAAACCAGAGGUGAAGGAAGCAGUAAGGUCCAGUCUCGUAUCGAGCAGCAGCAGCAACAAAUGAGAAAUGCAAAUAGGAUUCCAAACAAUGUUAAAUUUUCUCCACAAAAGGAGAAGAUGUCUCCCCCUUCUCUCAUGGAUGACAUUGAAAGAGAGCUAAAGGCAGAAGCUAAAAUUAUAGAGGAAAUGAGUUCCUCUGGCAGUUCUUCUGAAUCAAAAAGUUCAUCCUCAUCAUCAAACAGUGACAAUAGUUCCAGUGAUUCAGAAGAUGAAGGAGCAAAGCCAUCCUUUCCCUUGCCAAUGUCACACCGUCACGCACAGCCUCCCACAAUGAUGGCAUCACAACAGGGCUUCCCGGAUAUUGAUGCUGGAUAUCAAAGGAGCCAAGAGGGCAGUGGCCACUUCAUGAACACCCUCCGGAAUGAUCUUCAGUUGAGUGAAACUGGAAGUGACAGCGAUGACUGAGGAUAUUUCGGUGCUCUAAACGUGUAUCAUUUCCCUUAAUGAAGAUGAAAAAAUGUUUGUUUGCACUACAUUUGAAGAAAUAAAGACAGAAGAAUGUUAUCUGCUUUAAUAAAACUGACUUAAUGUUUCUUACUUCAAGUCCAACAGUCCUCUUUUUUGCCAUACCUUUCUAUGGUUUUUUCAAAUUUCAGGAUUCUGGUAUUGAUUAUUUUUAUGUGGGUCCAGAGUAUUUUCUACUACCUCUUCAGAUAGCUGAUUUAUUUUUCUUUGUAAAUUAGGUAUGGAAGAAAUAUUUGUCUAUAAACACAUUUUGGAUCAAAGUUUUAUUUGAGAACUUGAUAUGUGUGUUUGUAUAAGUAGAAGAGGACAAACAGCUGAAAGUUUUGUUCCUCGAGGUUAUGUGAAAGUAGUUGCCAAACAACAAUAUAACAUUAUCUAAUUGUGCCUCAUUUCUGAGAGUACACACUUUCUGAAUUUCAUGUGCUACCUAAUCUUCAGUGUCUCAAGUCUUACUAGUAUUUUGUCUCUAUAAUAUUUUUGAUAAACAUAAACAUAUCUUUUAACUAUCCUGUUGAGAUUAGUUUAUGUCUUUUGAUAGAGUUCAAGAAAUAAUAAAAUAUUUAUCGCUUCCUUGA